GGGAGUGGCUAUGUUCCCCCUGACACUCCCCAGUGUGUAUGUCUGGGCUGAGGAAUUGUGUUGUGGUCAGAGCAGACGUACACAUUCUCACACACAGGCCGAGUUUGUUGUUGCAGCCAGACAAUCUUAAAGAGCCAGUGGGUCUGCCAUGGAUUUAAUGGAGCUGUUCUUUGUCUGCCUUGGUGCUGCAGUCGUAGUCUUUUAUGGAGUGAAAAUGGUCCGCUUCGCUAAGAUGCUUUAUCCCAGAGUUUGCUUUCCGCAGCCAGAUUCCUUCUUUACAUCAAUGGGAGAGUGGGCAGUGGUCACUGGUGGGUCAGACGGGAUAGGGAAGGCUUACGCCUUUGAGCUGGCAGGACGUGGGCUGAACGUGGUGAUCCUGAGCAGAACCAAGGACAAACUGGACCGGGUGGCACUGGAGAUAGGAGAAACCACCGGUCAGAAAGUGAAAGUGGUCGUAGCUGAUUUCACUGAGGAUGACAUGUAUGAACACAUUGAGGAGAACCUGAAAGGCUUAAAUAUCAGUGUAUUAGUGAACAACGUGGGGAUUCUGCCUAGUCAUAUUCCCUGCAAGUUCCUGCAGACUAAGGACCUGGAACAGAGAAUUACAAAAGUGAUCAACUGCAAUGUGAAAGCCUUGGUCAAGAUGUGCCAAAUAGUCCUGCCAGGGAUGGAGAAGAGAGGGAAGGGAGUGAUCGUGAACAUCUCCUCUGGUGUGGCCAGUGUUCCCUCCCCCAUGUACACCAUGUACUGUGCAUCAAAGGUGUUUGUGGAGAGGUUCUCUCAAGGUCUGCAGGCUGAAUAUAAAGCAAAAAGAGUCAUGAUACAGGCAGUGGCUCCAUUUGGGGUGUCCACCCCAAUGACGGGCUACCAGAAGUCCAACAUGGUGACCCUGACAGCGGAAGACUUUGUCAGGACAUCCCUGGAGUACCUCCAAGCCGGGGACAAGACCUACGGCAGCAUCUGUCACACAGUACUGGGUUGGAUGGUACAGGCUGUUCCUCAGCAGAUCCUCCACAGUGAGACCAUGCAGGACAGUCUACUGGAGUAUGUGAAGAAAAGAGUGGGGGCAUAGGUCAUAGGAGAUCAACCCAUGCACUAUGUUAUCAUCAUGUACUGUAUGCAUGUCUGUAAAUAAGAUAUGAUGCCUUUUAAAUAACUUUUUCACAUGUAUGUAUUUCUAAAACAAGAGGACUGUAAAGGCAUUUUUAACUCAUACUUCUAGUAAGUUGAACUCAAAAUCAAUGUUUAUGUGAUACUGACUGAAAAUGAGAAGUCACACCAACCUUUCCCAGCAUGCUCUGCUGUGGGUCGAUAUUUUGGAAUCUGUGUUUUUUAAUGUACAUUGAGUGAUUGAUUGAUUAAUCGUAUACUACACAAAGAUAUAUAACAUACAUUUUUAUAAACUAAUCCAAUCAUUUA
Oncorhynchus nerka (sockeye salmon) is the source of this 1419-nucleotide messenger RNA. It is a transcript of the gene hsd17b3, whose product is annotated as hydroxysteroid (17-beta) dehydrogenase 3. Lineage: Eukaryota; Metazoa; Chordata; Actinopteri; Salmoniformes; Salmonidae. Bases 149 to 1072 code for a protein of 307 amino acids. The transcript has 11 exons. The record is from RefSeq and is a predicted model, not a curated record. Gene Ontology annotation, molecular function: testosterone dehydrogenase (NADP+) activity. Gene Ontology annotation, cellular component: endoplasmic reticulum.